CCCUCCCAAUGGCUAAUGUCAAGCGGUCGACUCCAGUGACUGUGCCCGCUCCCGCUCCCGCGCCUGCGCCCUUGGACCCGGGGGCUACAGCCGCCAUGGCCAAGAAGUCGGCGUCCACCGGGGCAGCGAUUACGGCCACGAAAAGCCCCGCGGCGGCGUCACCGCUGAUUGUGAUCGAAAUCCCGUCGUCACCUGAUGCCUCCACGGGUGGCCGCCGCUCGACGACGAAAGCGCGGAAGAGGCCCGCGCUGUGGCCGCUCGUCCUUGACGACGAGAUCGAGAUGUGGACACCGCGGGAGAAGCGGCGCCUCGACGAGGACUGUCAGAUCCUCGCCGGAGACCCUCUCGCCUCCAACAUCGAGGUGGCCCCCGCCGCCGCCAGUGACGAAAUCGCGGUCGUUGCGGAGCGAGGAAAGAUUGCGUGCAGAGAUUACCCACAUCCGAGGUCUGCUUGUGCAAAGCACCCAUUUAGUAGAACCCCUCAUGAACGCUAUUGUGACCAGUGUUUCUGCUAUGUCUGCGACAUCGCUGCCCCAUGUGUGUCCUGGAAGGGACCUGGAGGGCACUGCGACGCUUCGGACAGGGACAAACAGUGGAAGGCUUUGAGGCGCAUGAUGCAAGUCAACAAAAGCAAAGCCUAGUUGAUUUUGCCCCCGAUGCUAGGUCUGGCAAUCGGCAUUUUGGAGUCUCAGCUUGUUCUGAUGGGAAGGUUAUCUUGGAGUAACUUGUAAAUAUGGUUAGUGCUGGUGAUAGAUCUCAUCCCAAGAUUUGGUGCGUGCAUCUGUGUACUGCCUAUCAGAAACUGAAUGAUGCGCCUAUAUAAUAUAACCACCUAUGAAGUACUAGUAUCA
Zea mays is the source of this 851-nucleotide messenger RNA. RefSeq lists its product as uncharacterized. The record is from RefSeq and is marked validated. The transcript is spliced from 3 exons. Lineage: Eukaryota; Viridiplantae; Streptophyta; Magnoliopsida; Poales; Poaceae. Bases 9 to 641 code for a protein of 210 amino acids.